AUGGAUAAGCUGAAGGAAUCGUCAGAAUGCACCCAGCGGGAGCUCGUUUCAAGCUCGAGUAAUUCCUCCACGGAAACUCCCAUUGAACUUACUAGAUCACACUAUGAGUUAACCCAGCAGACACCGUACAAGUCCCGCUCGAGAACGGCGAGUCUUGCGUCGCUUCCACGCAAAUCGAUCGAAACCAUCAGGAAAAGUUUCCAAGGGGACCAGCUGCACGCGGGAGACUUGGAAGCAGGUGAAAAAGACCAUUAUUCAAUACGACAUAUCUAUGGCGAUCUCGAUAGCGACGAGAUCAAUUUACAACGUACCGCGACACGGAAAACCAUUCUUAGCGAGAUUGAGAACCGGGCAGGCGAGGCAAUAAUAAAGGACGGCCGAUUUGAACAUGACUUUGACAACGAUGGCGUUAUUGAAGAUAAAGUACUACAGAUCCAACAACACGGCGAAGAAUUCAACAAGAUCGACCCUGAGCUCAUCACGUGGCAAGGCGCCGAUGACCCUCAGGAUCCACGAAACUGGAACAUCAAACUCAAGAUAUUCUUGCUCGGGUUCGUUUCCCUUUACGCGCUCGUGGCUCCCAUGUCCUCGAGUAUGCUAUCUCCCGCCAUGACCGACAUCAGCGCCGCGUUCGGCAUCACCUCCACCGUCAUGCAAGCCAUGGUGGUCUCGAUCCAGAUCUUGGCGUGGGCAUUUGGACCCUUGAUCAUUGCGCCCUUGUCCGAAUACGACAAUAUCGGGCGCAAAUUGGUCCUCGAUGGAUCAUGCUGGAUGUCUUUGUUCUUCAACUUGGGGUGUGCCUUCAGUCAAAACACGGCCCAGAUGAUGGUGUGUCGUUUCAUUGGUGGCCUAUUCGGGUGUGUGCCCAUGAAUGUCUGCGCUGGUGUCAUCUCCGACUUGUUCGACGCCAAGUCGCGUAACGCGGCCCUCGCGGGAUACUCGCUCGUGCCGUUAUUGGGGCCCGUUAUCGCGCCGUUGAUCUCGGGGUUCAUCGUCGACCACAUGCAAUGGCGAUGGUGCUUUUACGUCUUGUGCAUGUUCAAUGGCGCCGUGGCGAUCUUGGCUACUGCCUUCUUCAAAGAGACCUACGCGCCAACUUUGCUCAAGCGCAAAGCGGCUGCAUUGGCCAAGCAGACUGGCAACCACAACUUGCACACCAUAUACGAAAUCACUAAUGGCGGAGAAACAACGUGGCUGAGAUUGAGCAUGUGCAUGGUUCGACCCAUUGAGUUGUUAUGCACACACCCCAUGGUCAUCGGCUUGGGAAGCUUUAUGGCCUUCACGUACGGGUUCAUGUACUUGAUGAUUGUGACAUUUCCCCAAAUUUUUGAACAACAGUACGGAUUCAGCAAGAGUGUCACGGGUCUCAUGUACUUGCCCAUGGGGAUGGGUUUCAUCAUUGGUGUCUUGUUUUGGACAUUUAUGUGCGGCAGAGUCUACACGUACUUGACCAAGCGCAACAACAAUAUAGCCAAGCCCGAGUUCCGCUUGCCCUGCUUGAUCGCAUGCUCGCUUUUCAUCCCAGUGGGUCUCAUAUGGUUCGGCUGGUCCGCGCAACGUAAACUCCACUGGAUCAUGCCCGGGAUCGGACUGGCCUUCUUUGCAUUUGGCCUCACGUGCGUUUUCCAAACGAUCCAAACUUAUCUCAUUGACAUCAAUGUUCGAUUCGCUGCUAGCUCAGUUGCUGCUGCUGCUUUGUUCAGGUCGCUUUUCGGCUUCACCUUCCCGCUCUUUGCGCACAAGAUGUACGCUGCCAUGGGGUACGGGUGGGCCAAUACCAUGUGCGGCUUCAUUGGGAUCUUGUUGGGCGUCCCCUUCCCCAUUUUCUGCUAUUUGUAUGGUGAGCGCAUGAGGAAUUGGUAUAAUCAAAGGUUUGAAGCUAAGCAGCAAAGACGUGAUCAGCGCAAUUUGGAACGGUUAAGGCAGAAGAAUGGCGAUGUUUGUGAAAAAACAUAG
Messenger RNA from Lodderomyces beijingensis, 1956 nucleotides. The record is from the annotation of a GenBank genome assembly. NCBI's taxonomy places the organism in Eukaryota, Fungi, Ascomycota, Pichiomycetes, Serinales, Debaryomycetaceae.